Pocillopora meandrina is the source of this 1038-nucleotide messenger RNA. The record is from the annotation of a GenBank genome assembly. NCBI's taxonomy places the organism in Eukaryota, Metazoa, Cnidaria, Anthozoa, Scleractinia, Pocilloporidae.
AUGAUAACCAACGGUACAUCGGCUGAAGAAAAUCCAUAUGAUGAACUCCGAGCUAUAUUGGCAGCAAGAAACACAGCCGAGUUUAUUACAGAGACAACAGUUUAUGUGAUAAUCAACCUGAUGGCUUUGCUAGGCAACAUUCUUGUCUGCUUUAUCUUCUACAAAAAUCCAAAUUUACGAAGCGUUACCUAUCUGUAUAUUUUUGCGCUUGCCAUAUCGGACGUUUUUAUGGCAGCAUUUUGCAUGCCUCUCGUCUGGGGAGUAUUGCUAGUGGGUGAAUGGAGAUACGGGGGGGUAGUGUGUGGAUUUCAUGGCUUUGCUGUGCUUUUCUUGGCAUUCGUGUCACUGCAGACCAUAGCGUUGCUAGCCUUUAAUCGGUACUGCCGAGUGGUGAAGCCGUGGUUAUUCCGCAAGAUUUUCAAGAAGAAUUUCGUCGGUUUCUCCGUACUGGCUGUAGUUUCCUCAGCCGCAUUUUUCCUUGGCUUACCUCUUGCUACAGGCUGGGGUUAUUUUCAUUUCCAUUCUGGCAAGAUUACCUGCGUAUUAGAAUUCUAUCAUCCCGCCACAGAUAAGAUUUACACCGGCAUCCUGGGGCUGGUCAAUGUCGUUUUUCCAUUUGCCGUGAUAACUUUCUGCUACACUAAAGUGUUUUUGAAAGUACGAGAGCAUCGACAACGCUUUUCCUCAAUCACCUCCACAAACUUAAGACUGAGCGUUGAAGAAAUAAACAUCACCAAAACGUUAUUUGCCAUGGUGUUAGGCUUCACUUUGUGCUGGCUCCCUGUUUUCAUUAUCGAAUUCACGGAUGCUGUAACAGGAAAUCACUCCUUACCAAGGAAAGUGUAUCUCAUUAAUGUCUUCUUGGUUUCCAUAAGUGCUGCAAUCAACCCGGUCAUAUACGGGGUACUUAACAGAUCCUUUCGUGCGGGAUAUUGCGAAAUGUUCUCUUUUCGUGGCAGCUGCUUAAUGAGAGUCUGGAAUAUUCAAAAGGAACAAGAAAAUAACAGUAAACGUCAAAGUGCUGACACGUACAACUGA